This is a messenger RNA of Lates calcarifer (barramundi perch), 1001 nucleotides long. Its product is annotated as high choriolytic enzyme 2. The coding region runs from base 94 to 873 and encodes 259 amino acids. Gene Ontology annotation, biological process: proteolysis. Lineage: Eukaryota; Metazoa; Chordata; Actinopteri; Centropomidae. Gene Ontology annotation, molecular function: metalloendopeptidase activity; zinc ion binding. The transcript has 8 exons. The record is from RefSeq and is a predicted model, not a curated record.
GGAAAAAAAAGAAAGUGGGGGGAGUGAGGUUAUAAACAGGAGCUGCAGGAUGAUCCAGGUGUUAACACUGUACACCUGCAGGCUGAUGGUAACAUGGCUUUGCUGAAGUGCACACUCGGUCUCCUGAUCCUCCUCGUGGUCUCCGACUGCUCCUGGGCCAAAAAGAAGGAGCUGUCUGUCUCUGAGCUCCUGUGGAGGGCCAACAAGGAUGUUGUGCGCACCAAGGACGAUCCAUUAGUCAUAGAUGACAUUGCUUAUGGUGAUGUAACUGAGAGAAAUGCUGAUCCAUGCGUCAGACAAGGCUGCAAGUGGGAAAAAUCCAGAGAUGGAAAGGUGUAUGUGCCCUACGUCAUCUCCAGACAGUACUCUCCUCAUGAGCGCUCCGUCAUCGACCGUGGGCUGAAGUCCUUCAACUCAAACACCUGCAUUCGCUUUGUUCACAGAACAAAAGAAAGAGACUACCUGGACAUCCAGUCUGACGAAGGAUGUUACUCCUACGUCGGCCGCCAAGGUAACGCCCAGACGUUGUCUCUGGAGCGUCCUGGCUGUGUCCACCACAGCGUCAUUCAGCACGAGCUGCUCCACGCCCUCGGCUUCCACCACGAGCAGAGUCGCUCCGACAGAGACCAGCACAUCCGAGUCCUGUGGCAGAACAUCGACCCCGAGAAUGUGGAUCAAUUCGAAAUAGAAAACACUCUGAACCUGAACACCCCCUACGACUACAUCUCUGUCAUGCAGUAUGACAGGGACGCCUUCUCUGUGAAUGGUUUGCCCACCAUGGUGCCCAUCCCGGACCCUAGUGUUCAGUUUGGCGAAGCCACCCAGAUGAGCCGGAAUGACGUUAUCAGAGUGAACAGGCUGUACAACUGUUAAACAGUGAAAACAGUCCUGAAAACAUGAAGCCAAUUCAAAUAUCAAACCAGCUGUUUAGAAUUCUGAGGAUGUUUUCUGUCUCAACUGAAUCAACUUUACAUUUACAAUAAACUUUCACUGAUGCAUCA